GGCUAUAGGUAGGAAAUACAGACAGUACAGCGAAGAAAUGUGAUGUUGUGAAAUAGCAGCGAUAGCAAUUGUGUUGAUUUCGCACCACCUUAGAAAAUGUUCCCUGGUGUCUUCUAUGCAUUACUGGCUGGGUUUCUGGGAGCCGUCGCGUCUUCGUCAGCAAAGUUGUCUCUCGGAGCGGAUUAUCUCAAGGGGGUGUGUGAGACCGGCCUGAAGACCUGGGGCGGGGAGGAGAGGACAUUGCGGCAAGCGAACGAAACGACAGCAUGCGACUGGCUGCACAUACCACUACGACUGCUAUGUGGAGGACUGCUCUUUACAUGUAAUGCUGUCAUGUGGACCUUCUUUGCCAAGGCGCUCAGGUACUCCUCUUCCUCAGCCAGAGCCACUGUGACAACCACCGCCUCCAACUUCAUAUCCUCAGCAUUCUUGGGGCAGCUAAUUUUUGGAGAGACCCAUGCUGUUCUGUGGUGGGUGGGUAUCUCCCUUACUUUGUCGGGGCUCCUGGUGCUGCAUAAAACGGUGCCCCGAGAUUCUGAACCAGCGAACGCAAAGAAAGAAGAAUGAAAGCCACCACAGCGACCUAGGAUGGCAGUCAAUGAUGAGGGUUCACUGUUGUGGCAUCCAGCUCAUCCCUCAGAAUCUGUAGCAUUUUCAUGAUUUUGUGGAAUGUGUAACAACAGUGGGUCUUGAUGAGUUCACAAAGAGCCUUUCAUAAAGUAUGCAAGUUGACAAGAAACCGAGUUAAUUCUCAUUACUCAGUCACUGUAAGUGACUUCAUUCACAGUAGAAUCAUAAAACUGGUCCCUCCUACCUAUCCUCAGCAGAUUUGCUUCACCACGAUGAGGUAUUGCAUUUUUAUUUGUGACAGUGACUUGAAUGGAAAUUAUUCUUGUAUAGGCUGCUGCUCUUCAAAAGAUGAAUAUAUCCCCGAAUUCCCUAGGGUGAAUCCAAAUAUUGCAACUGUAUCCUGUAUACUUUGAUAAUCUGGACAAGCAAACCCAGCUGGAGAAAGCUGUAUUAGUGAUGCAUAAUUCAAUUCUGAAGGACAAGGUUCACCACAGCGUAACCCCCAAUAUGCUGUAUGAUUAAAACACAAAUAACUCUAAGGACUCAGGUAAGACUGUCAAUGUUAUUUCCUGGUUAAUUCCUUGCAGGGUUGUAGCAGUUAAAAUAUUAGUCCUAAACCAUGACCUGACCUCCCAGGGGCUGUGUGCCAAUGGUUGCCCCACUGAAAGAGGUACGAAGUGGUGAAUCUUGAAGUCAACAUUUGUAUUUUACCGAUGUGGAUACGCCAGUCUCUUUAAAAGGACCAACUUUGUUGUUCUGUCUUUCUGCAAAUGAUGUUGAUAAGAUCGUGGAUAACAUCAUGAAUACUUUAAAUAUCUUACGCAUGCUGGGCAGGCUGUUAACUGUGCCAAAACACUGUGAAGGUUACUGGUGUAGGAAAUGAAUCUACACACAACUGAACACUGAAAUGCAAAUAACAUUUAUUUGUUGAUUGCAUUUUGCUGCAAUUUUUGAUACAAUUACAUUUGCAUGCAAUAAACACGCCUAGACGAUGAUCUUAAGAGCAAUGUCAUAGAGCAACGAACUCUAGAACACUAAUAAUAUUAUGUAUAGCAUAUGAUGAGAAAUAUUGUCAAAGUCUGAUCAACCCAGUGAAAAGUGUCAAAUCCCCCCAGUCCUUGAAUCUGAGAUCUAAGCACAAUCUCAAGCCAGUCCUUCAUAUUCCAAAACAUUUUUUAAACUUUCAAACUUCUCUCCAUAUUACAUGUGUCUAAUUUUUCCUGUACCCAUAAUUAUUCUGUGGGCAUUUUAAGAAGCAUCAGCCUCACCAAAUGCAAGUUGCUUCAGCACAUGCUUCAGCCAGUUGAGUGCUGUGACGCUGCAACUAUAGCUUGGGUGAGCUGCACAUUCAUCAGUGCAUUGAACUGAGAUAUGUUCAAAUCAAAAACUUAGCAUUAACCAAGACCCCUGCUCUCUGAAGCAAAUUAUGCUUCUUAUGUUGAGUGCUUUAUUAGGACCUUCUCACUGGCACAUUGGUAAAUUGCCAUACCUACACAACUAAGUUUGAACUGAGGUCCAAUAAAAACAAAUAGGCCCAUGUUCCAGUAUGAUUUAGAAUGAUAGGGCACAACAACAAGCAUGUUGUAUCAUCUGAUGAAGCUUGAGGUCCUAGGACUGAAAGGAAGUGUGAUGCUCACAAUGCGGUUCUUUUAGGAAAUGUGCCCAAAAGUUCGCUCUAUCCAGUGUUGUGUUUUGUAGGAGAAACAGGGCGACUGGUUAAGAUGAAACUGAGGAAAAAGGGGCAAAUCAAAAAGCUAAAGUAACUCCAAAUUACCCUCUACAAAUUAAAUAGUUAUAAUUCAAGUGUGGCUUGCAUGACUACAAAGCUCAAGCCUCCUCUUAUCCAACCUGAUUAGUGUGCUCAGUCAACAAGAUGAAAACUGCAUAUCAUGAAUCCUGUUAACUGCGAAUCAUCUCAUGUACCAGUGUCUCUACAUGUUUGUCUUUUUGGACACAAGUCUUCCAAGUUGGCCAGUUAGCAUGUAGAACAGGAGAUAGCAGUAGGCAUUGGGUGGCCCAGUCAAAGCUGCAAGAGGCACCACAAAGGACUUCCUAGGAGGUCUGCUGCAAAAACAUCACAAAUUGAUGAGGUUCACCAGAAUCUUUCCUUUUGCAUGUGGCAUGAUACAGUUCUGCUGCUGAGCCUCGUGACAGCAAGGGUACCAAAUGACCAUGACAUCCUCUUAUCAAACAAUAAAUACACACAAAUACGAUGGUUCUGUCCAAGUCAUGCUAAUGUGGCACAAGUUUUCAAUGCCUUGCAUGGAACUUGUUUAAAACUGCGUUUCAAUAAUGUGUAAAUAUGUAAUUUUUAUUAAAGCAGUUUUUAAACCAAUCUCUUUAACUUAUGUCAUGCUUGAGAGAGGAAUAAUAUUG
This is a messenger RNA of Scleropages formosus (Asian bonytongue), 2946 nucleotides long. Its product is annotated as transmembrane protein 42-like. Lineage: Eukaryota; Metazoa; Chordata; Actinopteri; Osteoglossiformes; Osteoglossidae. The transcript is spliced from 3 exons. The record is from RefSeq and is a predicted model, not a curated record. Bases 97 to 567 code for a protein of 156 amino acids.